UAACGAAGGGCCCGGAAGCGGCCGAUAACAUGCUGUUCUCCAUUUUCUCUCCCUUUUCCCCUUUCGAAUUGCCGCCUACCUCCUGGUAGGCAGUUCGUUGGAAUCCAGGGACGUGGAUCGUGUCACGAGAAACGGCCGAUGAUCGCGUGGGGUUGAACCGAGCCGAACGUCCACGAACCCACCCCGAGGCGUCCUCGAAAUUCGUCUGGAAUCCGAGAUACAGAAGUCCUCUUUAUCACGAUUAUCGCCUAAGACCGUUUACCACUUGUCUUACUUUCGACGAUCCUCUUUAGUUCUCCCUCGCCAAGGCACACCACGUAAACCGCGUCGCACAAGAUUCAUACGCCGUUCGAGAGUUCUCCGCGGUCGUCGUUACGUUCCGCGCGGACUGAACGGAACAGACGGUAGCCCAGUCCCGCGGAUCGUCGUUGAGAAAUAAAUUGUGUACAAGAUUCGCACGAUCGAUCCGGCCAUUACGAGCCGCGAACACUUAUCAUGAGCAACGUACGGUGUAUACUUAACGAUGCGAGUCGGACGAGAAUUUUCGGAACGGUUUGAACCGUCGCAAUCCGGUGAACGAUAAGAACCGUCGUGUCCUUCCGGGUCCCCAACUCUCGAGCCACGAAGCAACUCGGAAUUGUGUGCAGUAAAGUGGUCCAACGGCGAAGCACUUCUGCGCUAUGCGCCGCUAAAGAAAAAGUAGCAAAAACGAGCGGGGCAAUAGAUUUCGAAACUGAUCGUUACUCGGUACUGUUCACCGCGCUGAAUCGUUCGUGUAUUCGGAUCUCAUUGUUUUUUUUUCCAUUGGCGAGAAAGUAUCUGACAGUCCGUCUCGUACACGGAAUUUUGAUAUGGAUGUGUCCGCGUUUUCCGAGGAUACUUUCGACGUUAAAGAUUGGAUCAAUAAAACGUUUAAAACCGCCGAAGCACAAGAGAACAAAGAUUUCUGUUCAGUGUGGCAUCAGUGAAUUACUUCUGCAAUAUCGCAUCGAUGGCUAUGAUUAUUGCACUUUGUAUGGAUCUAAAAAGGUAAGGUUGUUCAUUCUGAGUAUAUAGUUACUAGGAGUAUCAAAUAUAAAAUUGAAUGUACCUGUCGAAAGGGGUAUCAUAAGAUUGAUCUUGGUUGUGUACUUUGAAUGCCAAAGUAAUAUUUUUAAGUCUAUUGCUAAGUGCCUUGUCUGGCAACUUAGACAUUUUAUACAUUAUUACUAGCGCCGAAAGUGUGUCGAUCUGAAACAUAACAUUGCAUAUAGUAAAUUAUGUACAUAUGGUACUACACAUUUCACAGAACAUAACAUACACACUUUUGUAUAACUUGUUAUUGUUUUUGUUAGCACUUGAACACUCAGUGUUUGGUAUUUUUUUGUAUUUAAGAUGAUUUUUAAUAUCUUCUUCGCCAAAUAAGGAAAGGAUGUAAUUAAAAUAUCUUCCUCUUUAACAAACGUAUUUUGGAGCACGCAAGUCAUUUCUGUGCUUAUACUGCUGAUCGCGGUGUUAAACAGAAUGGUAAUAUAGGGGAGACACAUCUUUUCGUCGUUAAAGGUACUCUUAAUAAUACAAAAAUAUUUUUUUGUCAGUUCAUGCAUUACUUUUAAAUUCUGAAACAGUUGAUACAUGAAAUAAUUCAAUGCAGGGAUCAUCUAUUCGGUUUGCACUCAUUUAAACACUUACAUCUGUGUGUUUGGCUAAAACGUCUUCGUUAUACCUAGUCAAGGUAACCAUCGUGACGCAUACGAAAUUCGGUACAAUGAUAUCUAAUAAAUUCGGUUCGUUAUUGUCGAAAGCCAUUUUACCAAAAUCUAAUAAUUUCAAUAUUGCAUCGAAUGCGUUGUUCAAGAAAACAACACCUCCCACAGGAGACAAACAACUACAAUAUAAAAGUACUAUAUCACAACAUAACUUUGGGGUACUGUUAUAUUCUUUUAUCAGCAGAUUCGAGGUAUCGAGAGUACAUUUUAUUAAAUCUAUACAAAUUUCUCGGCCUUCGAUAUCUACAUCCAGAUGCGGUAUAUGUGGUAUUAUUGACCUACGUUCAAAAAUUUCACACACGUUAGAAUAUUCCAAUAUUAUAAAGAAAAUAUACGCCUGAUCUUUUUCUACGUACUUUUUGAUCCACAACAGAAUUUCCGAGAAAUGUUCCGAUGCGUCAAACACAUCUCUCUUGUGCAACAACGAGACCAUUGAUAAAUAUUCUUUAAAAAACUUCACAACCAAGUCUUUGGAUAUUAGACUACUUAUAUUGCAUUCAUUGCUUAACAUUUUUUCCGUAACAGUUCUCAACAUGUGCAAAGUUUCCCAAAACUUAAGUACGUCUUGAUGAUACUUGUUCAUUAAAACUGACUGAUAUUCAACGUGCAAUAAGUGUUUCAAUAUACGCAGGCUCAACUCUAAGCCUUUCACGUUCACCGUAAAGACAUCCUGUGAAUCGCAAAAACCCUGAAGCACUAACUUAUUAGUAUCAAUAUAUAUAUAUAUCAUUCCUAAUGUAUUUCUUAUGUAUUACUCGUACCUGGUUGUUAGGUGUAUUUAUCUUUAGUGAUUCUCCAAACAGAUUAGUUAACGCGAGGAAAAUCAUUUGCCCCUUAUUCCACUUUAUGAAAACGUGUAUAAGCGAGAGAAGUGUAUCGUCGGAAGUAUUUGUACUACAUAAUUGUUGCGCUAAGUUUUCCAUUACCUCGAUCUUAUUGAUAAAAUAUUUGGUUGGCAUUAAUGAAAAUAUGAAUAUAAUUGAGUCGUUAACCGGGGUUUCCUGUAAAAGUUCACGCGAUAAGAACUGCGAGUGAAAAAUCGAUUUUCAGAAGUUUACCUUAAAAUAUGAAGAAAAUUCUGGUAAAACGUUUGCAAUGGACUGCAUGAUUUUGAUCUCUUUUUCACUGUAAUUAUUGUCAUCUAAAUUGCUCACAUUUGCUACUAGUAACAUAGCAAUAACAUCGAUACAUAUUUGUAUAUCUCUGUAGCUAUCCAGAUCAUCUUCUUCCCAAUUAUUCAGAUUCUCUGUUAAGACGAUAAUACGUGUUAAUUUAAAUGCUGUGCAUAUUGCAAUGACGUAUGCUAUUACCGGUUUCUUUAUUUCCUUUAUGGUUCAACUUAAUUUUUUUCGUGCAUCUUUUCCUCGAUGUUUUCGAGAUUUGAAUACAUUCCAUUUCUUUCUUUAUUUCGGACAACAGUCGUUCGAUUAUUUGUGCGAACAUGCUCGAAUCGAUAACGGACUUAGAAUGAAGGAAAAACCUCCUAAUUGCUUUAAUAUUAUUCAUUCCUAUAUAUAUUAUUUCUUCUGCUAUUUUAUCAUUACUUGAACCGUUCGGACAUAUACGUAACCAAAGAAACUUUAUUAAUUCUUGGAGUAAAGAUGUGUCUUGUGUUCUCUGAAAAUGUUCGCGGAACUUAAUAUUUAUGAUUACUUAUGUUGCUAAAUAAUUUUUUACGUGAAUAAAGUAUUUAAUAUACACCUCUAUUUGAUCGAGAACGUACGUCAGCGGUACAAUAUCCCAAAAUGGUAUGUCAAGUUGAUUUUGGGCAUGCCAAAGAAGUUUCAUUAAUGCUUCCACAACAGUCUUAUCUUCAUCGUAAAUACUUUUCGCGAAAUUUGGUAAAAAGUCUUUAAGUAUUCUAUGAGAUCGAUCCUUAAUUAAUAUUUGUUUCAAACCAAUAAAGACGUUUGCUCUGAUUUCCGCAUUAUUAGCACAUUUCGUGUAAUGCAGUAAAACGUUUAACCAAUUACGAAUAAUAUUGUGUGGUACACAAUUCCAAUGCUUUUCUAAUAGUCUCAAGAGACCCUAGCGAUGGUUAGAAUUGCAAAAUAUUAGUAAGUACAUAGGAAGACUAUAGUAUCCUAAAAUUUAAUAUGACACGGGCAUAAGUUAUCUUACAAUCAUGGUAACGUUGCGCACUUCGUGAUCAGUGUCAUUUAAAAGAUCAUUUAUUGUCUUAUAAAAUGUUUGAAGGAAAAAUCUAUUUCUAUCUUUCGCCGCACAUGUAUACUGCGCAAUACUUGUUAUAAAUAGAAUCUCCACUGCAUUGCAUUUAAUGUAAGAACCGGGUGCCUGUGAAAUAAUUUCGUUUAUUGUUUACCGAUGAUUGCAUGUAUGCGUAUUAUGUUUCAUUAAUACCUUCAAAUGUUUCCAGAGUAAAGGUUUGCACUGGUUAUGAAUCAUUGUUCUUGCUGCUUUAUUUUUAUGUUCAUGAAUGGCAGCAAGAAAUAAAAGCAGGUUUUUACCAAGCUUCCUUUGUCCUAUAGAAUCUCUAUAAGCACGAAAACAAUGAAAAAUGAUAUUUUGGAAACAAUUCUCCACAAUGAAUUUUCUUAACUUCACUGUCGCGUUUUGCCAUGCAGACACAUAUAAAUUUGCAUAACCAGUGAUGUAACUAUCUUUUACAUUUUGUAAAACAACCUUUAUAUUAUUGUGAAUUCCCUGAAAUAAUUAUAUUGUUAAUUUAUUUUCUCUUUUCCAAAGAAAGGAAAGUUACUGUAGAAUUAUAGUUUGUACCAAUAUGUACUGUUCCCCCAGAGUAAACAAAUGUAAUAUCAAUAGUCGACCUUCUUCGAGUGACAUCACAGUGUUUUCUCGUACAAGUUUAAGCAAUUGCUGCACAUCUUCUGUACAUUUUAGUAGUGUAAUAGCAGACCUUAUCUCAUACAAGCGUUUUACAUGUUGCUAAAAACAUAAUCAAUGACAUAUAUUAAAAUAUAUGUACAUUACACACAUCAUCAGUAGAAAUGUCAUUUGCGUAUAUUAAUAUGUAAAUACCAAUGAUGUCUUGCAUCCUUGAAUGAGAUAUUUAACUACAUUUUUUACCACCUUUUCCCUCCAUGUCAUAUCUAAUUUCCACCAGUUUUCUAACAGGUAAGAUAUUUCAUUUUUUGCCUGUUUAUCAUUUAUAUUGGGCAGCACAUUGGAAUGCAACAACAUUACAUUUUGUAGAAGUACAUUAGGAAUAAAUAUUCGUUGUACAAUUGUUUCAAGUGCUAUUGCAGUUAUUGUACGUAUUAGUUUAAUCAUGAGACUGUACUCCUAAAAUAAUGAUUAAAAAAAUAUAUUUAAGAUACAACAAAUUGUUAAUACAGAUUGUCAAUUGUUUUCAUACAGAUGAUCUUACUUUUGCAUAUUUACUCUGAUUCUUUGAUGUCUGAGUACAUAAUUUUUGAGCCUCUAGUAGCAUGGUCUUCAUGUGUUGCCAUAGCUCGCAGAGUUCAUCCUCUGAUAAUACAACAAUGUUUUUCACAUUGUUAUUCUGAAAUAAGAACUUAUUGUCAAUAAUUUUCUUAUUCUGUUAUUAAAACAUUGAAACAAACCAUAUUACUCGUUAAUUUGAUAGAAGGGUUAUCUCAAAAACUGAUAAAUGUAUGUGUAUACAAGUAUACGCAUAAGGAAUGUAGUAUGAAAUAAAUAUGUAUUGGAACAGAAAACAAGUAUAUAUUCUAUUUAUUGAUAGAUACCAGUUUCUCGCAUAUGAUGCUACCAUUCGGGCUUUUAUUUUUUAAAAUACGAAACAAUACUUUAUCUCUCGAUAAUGCACGGUGUUGCAACAUUUUUUGUUAACAUUAACACGGUUUUAUUUGUUACUAUUAUACGGUGAUUCGUCACGCAUUUUAAUAACAACUGAAAGAAAAAAAGUAUACGAAUUAAACCAUACAUUUUUGAUAAUUUUAUUUUAUCAGGCGAUAAGGCAUUAAUAUAAAUGUCAAAUGUUAGCAAUUAAGCAUGAAGAAUAAGUGCACAUGUUUACUGAUGUACACACAACAUUGGAAGAAAACGUACUGGAAUGAUGGUGUUUCACCUCUUGUAUUUAAACAUUAUGGACAGUUAUUAUAUUAUAAUAAGUAUGUUUAAUAGUGAAUUAUUAAACUUUCGUAUGAAAUUUAUUACAAAACUUCAACUUUAUAACAGAAUUCUUCACUUUUAUUUAAUAUUCUAUGGAAGUCGCCAUAUUGAUCUUUCGGCAUCAAAACAAUCAUGACCCAGGCAUGUUUUUAAAAGCUACUUUCGACUGAAAAUACUUAACAGUACUUCACUUUUCAUUCAUCUAUAAUUAUUUGUUGAGUCAGCAAACCGAAUUAGAUAUGAAUAACAAUUUCUGUGAACCAAAUAUGUCAUGUUACCGACCAAAAAGUAAUCAAUGUAAACGUUAACAAUUUGUUGAUCAAUCAUUAUUUUAAUAAUUUAAAAUUAUUUAUUGCAUCCUUUUCAAUCAAUAUUGCUCGUUAAAAAUGGCAAUUUUAUUAAUUAAAAUCGUUAUAAUGGACAUACAGAGAUUUCUCAAAGUCUGUGGUUUAUAUCAUAUCAAAGCUUCAGCCUUUUGUUGUAGAUGGCACCAGGGGUCCUUUUAAUGAUGUUUAGUGUUAUAAAUUUAAAUAUCAUAAAUUAUAAUAUAACGGAAAUUUAAUGAAUAAUCUGAUUCACCCGUUAUUUCUGUUUCAUUAUCUUGAAGUAUUAUGUGUAAUAUGUCUAUUUUUGCUAUGAAUUUCCUCUGAGUUUACAUGUUUUAUACAGUUGAAUAAACCUAAAAUUUGAAAUAAUUUGAGAUUAUUCUUCAAUAUAUGCUUUCUUGUAGCUUAAUAAAGCAUAUCUAUAUUAAAAAGAAGUAAUUAUUGUAACUCGAUUAGUGUGUUUAAGGCGAGUAUAUCGCCGCCAUUUUAUUUUGUACUACAAUAAUUAGGUAACGUUUGAAUGACGUUCUUCGACGUAUUAUGUUUUCAUGCACAUUACUUUCAUGUAAUCAAUAUAUUGCAAAAUAUGUACCAUUUUUUAAAAAUGCUUUUAUUAUAAUUACCCUAGAUAUAGUAGAUUGUUAGUAACAUCAUGAGUCACCAUAGAAUAAGGAACUUAGUGGAAUUGUAGUAUAGAGAUAUCAUGCCGUUAUAAAAUGUAGUCUUGGGAUACGUCAAUUACAGUAAUGAUAUUUGCAAGUUUUAACUCGGAAAAUUAUAAGAAAAGUCUAAGAACAAAACACUGAAUAUUGUUUCCAUAGUUGUACUUGUAAUAAUUUAAAAGUAUAACAGUACAGUGCAGUACAUACAUUCUAACCACAUGGUUGGAUGUAUGUUUAUAUACUUAAACUGCAAUCAAGUCACUCGAGAUUUUAUAUUUGAACACUUUCCUAACAGUACACUUGCAUAGUUGUCAAGAUGGAUGACAAAGAUCCAACUAGUGUGAUUAAAAUGAUUAAGGAUUUAAGAUCAGGAUCCGAGGCCUAUCGUAAAAGCAGUAGUAGCCUAUCAUUGCGAUUGUCAGGAACUGCAUUUCCCUCACUUACCGAACAUGAGGGAUGUACUAUUUCACCUAAGAGACCAAGACUUGAUGAUUCAAUUAAUUCUACUUUGAAUAGAAGUGAAACAGAAACUGUGCCAGGUAGUCCAUGGGAAUGGAGGAGACUAAAGGGUGAAGUUGUAUCAUUAAAAACAAGAUUGUCCCAUCAAGAAGCUGCAGUGCAGCAACUUCAUAAAAUACGUAGACAAAUGGAAGAAGUUUUUGAGAAAGAGAAAAGUAUUUUAGAGAUGCAGAUGGAUCAAGAAAAACAAACUGUCAAACAGCUAGAAGUAAGACUAGAUAUUGCCCGCAGAACAAUUCAAGAUGCACGUGAUGCACAGGCUAUGGCAGAAAAAGAACUAUUCCAAGUAAAAACAAGUUUGGAGCAGAAGACAAUGGCAUUAAUGAAUGAAAAUGCCAAAUUGAUGGAUGAUUUCAAACACACUCCUAAACAAGAAAGUCCCACGGUGUUAAGAGAUGUCAUUGAAUCAUCAGAUGUCCAAUCAAAAUUUGAGACAGCACAAACAAGAAUAACACAAUUGGAAGAAAGACUGAAAGAAUAUCAGACCAAACAGCAGGAAUUAGAAUUACAAAAUGUUGAACUUCAAAGUAUGAAAAUAAAAAUUGAGAGACUCGAAUCUGAAAAGGCAUUAUGGGAGGAAGGAAAGAUAUUAACAGCAAGAGCAGCAAAAGCAAGCGAGCUUGAGAAAGAGCUCAGUGUAGCAAAGGAUACUAUCACCUCACUGAGGGAAUCGGUUAGAGGGAAAUUACUGUUAGAGGAGCAAAUGGCUAAUAUAAUGAAAAAACUAGAAUAUACAGAGAAAGUGGAACAGCAAGUAGCAACAUUAGAAGCUAAAAAUACGGAAUUGUCGUUACGUUUGUCGGAAUACGAAUCGAUUGGAAUCAACGGCGGACCAUCUCUCUUGAAACGCGAAUUAAAUCGUUUGCAACAAGCCGAAUUGGUCUUAAAAGCGGAAGAGGGCCAGUUGAAGUCACGUUUGGACGCCACAUUACGAGAAAACCAGAAUCUAACGAAAAGUUACGAGGAUGCUAAAAAAUUGGCCACAGAUAUAACAGUUUCGAAAGAGAAAUUAAGUAGACUAGCGAGCAGGUUGCAAAAGAAAAUGGUUUUCUUGACGAGGGAGCGGGAUAGUUAUAGACAGCAACUGGAUUUAUACGAGAAGGAAAUUAGCGUAGAUGGCAACAAUGCGAUAACCGAAAGAAUUCCAGCUUUGGAACGCACUAUAGACGCUUAUAGGGAAUUAGUUGCGAAACUAGAGUCUAAUCUCGAGGCAGUAGAGGGUUACAACCAAGUGGACGAAUGUGCUAAACUACGAAAGGAAGUCGAUCGAUUGAAAGGUGAAUUAGAGCACCGGGCAUUGAAGGGUGAUUUCAAUUGCGAUGCAAAGGUGUUGCACUUCACGAUGAAUCCUGCCGCCAUUGCCGAGAAACAGGCGGAAGAGAAACAGAUGGCGCUGAUACGCGAGGUGGAAGAACUCAGGGCGAAAUUAGCGCAAGGGGGUGCCAACACAACAGCGGCAUCUUCCCUGCAAGCACAGGAAAUAGCGGAGCUCAAGCAGACCCACGAAAUAAAGAUAGCCCGUUUGAAGGACGCCUUCAAGGCGUCGUCUCAGGAAUACCGACAAGCAUGUUAUCAGCUGUUCGGGUGGAGGGUGGAUAGAACGAAAGAAGGCCGUUACAAAUUGUCUAGUCAGUACGCAGAGUCCCCGGAAGAUUUCCUCUUCUUCCACAUUGGGGAGGAAGGCGUGGACCUGUUGGAGACUGCUUUCUCGGCAACGUUAGGGUCUUUGGUGGAGCAAUACUUGCAACGACAACACAGCGUCCCCAUGUUUCUAAAUGCUGUGCAAUCGGACUUGUUCAAUCAACAAACUAUGACGAAUAUGCUGAGCUAACCAUCCGAAACGAAGAAAAGUAUUUUUAUUGUUAAUAUCCAUUCCUUUGAUUAACGAAUGUACGGGUAAGAGUUGUGAUGCUCCGUAGGCGAUCAGUAGAAGCUAAGUAUAAAGAAGAGAUUUGCCCGCAGCAUCGUGUAUUUUCGAAUCAUAACACUGAAAAGCUUAUUUCAUCGUUCACGAACUCGUUUAUUUUCUAAGCUUCCUCCCUUGUCUGUGGUAAUCAAUA
Messenger RNA from Nomia melanderi (Alkali bee), 9389 nucleotides. The record is from RefSeq and is a predicted model, not a curated record. NCBI's taxonomy places the organism in Eukaryota, Metazoa, Arthropoda, Insecta, Hymenoptera, Halictidae.